Messenger RNA from Rubroshorea leprosula, 2771 nucleotides. The record is from the annotation of a GenBank genome assembly. Lineage: Eukaryota; Viridiplantae; Streptophyta; Magnoliopsida; Malvales; Dipterocarpaceae.
CAAAUUCCACUAACUGCCUAUUUAAAUUCGCUUUUUCUUUUGUGUCGCAGUCACUGAGAAGCUAUUCAGAACAAGCAGGAGAGCUACAGAAGAUCGAUCAUGGCGAACCCUAAGCUCGGUAGAAUCCCCAGCAUGAGGGAGCGCGUGGAGGAUACUCUUUCUGCUCAUCGCAACGAGCUCAUCUCUCUUCUCUCCAGGUAUGUGGCUCAGGGAAAAGGAAUCUUGCAACCUCAUACUUUGAUCGACGAGCUCGAUAAUAUUAUAGGAGAGGAAGAAGCUAGGCUGAAGCUCAGCGAUGGUCCUUUCGUUCGGCCAAGACCUGGUGUUUGGGAAUAUGUUCGUGUUAAUAUUCAUGAACUCAGUGUGGAGCAACUGAGUGUUCCUGAAUAUCUUCACUUCAAGGAAGAACUUGUAGAGGAAAAGAUUGAUGGCCGUCUUGCGCUGGAGCUUGAUUUCGAGCCAUUCAAUGCUCAUGUUCCUCGCCCCAACCGCUCUUCAUCUAUUGGCAAUGGUGUUCAGUUUCUCAAUCGUCACCUUUCUUCAAUUAUGUUCCGUAACAAGGACUCUUUGGAGCCAUUGCUUAAUUUUCUUAGAGCACACAAACACAAAGGGCAUGCUCUGAUGUUGAAUGAUCGCAUCCAAAGUGUAUCACGACUUCAAUCUGCUUUGGCUAAGGCAGAAGAUCAUAUCUCUAAGCUUCCUCCUGAUACACCAUAUUCGGAUUUUGAAUAUGUAUUACAAGGGUUGGGUUUUGAGAGAGGUUGGGGGGACACUGCAGCAUGUGUGCUGGAAAUGAUUCAUCUUCUCUUGGAUAUCCUUCAGGCUCCAGAUCCUUCUACAUUAGAGACAUUCCUUGGGAGAGUGCCCAUGGUGUUUAAUGUAGUGAUUCUGUCUCCACAUGGGUACUUUGGACAAGCAAAUGUUUUAGGUUUGCCUGACACUGGUGGGCAGGUUGUUUAUAUACUGGACCAAGUGCGAGCUCUAGAGAAUGAAAUGCUUCUCAGGAUAAAGAAGCAAGGACUGGAUAUUACUCCAAGAAUUCUCAUUGUGACCAGGUUAAUUCCUGAUUCAAAGGGUACAACAUGCAACCAGCGCCUGGAGAGAGUCAGUGGGACAGAACAUACUCAUAUUCUGCGAGUUCCUUUUAGAUCAGAGAAAGGAAUUCUUCGUAAAUGGAUCUCAAGGUUUGAUGUAUGGCCUUAUCUGGAGACUUUUGCUCAGGAUGUAGGACAUGAAAUUGCAGCAGAGUUGCAAGGCCUCCCAGAUUUUAUCAUAGGAAAUUACAGUGAUGGGAACCUUGUUGCCUCAUUAUUAGCUUACAAAAUGGGAGUAACACAGUGCACCAUUGCUCAUGCAUUGGAGAAAACAAAAUAUCCAGAUUCUGAUAUAUACUGGAAAAAAUUUGACGAGAAAUAUCACUUCUCUUGCCAAUUCACUGCUGAUCUAGUAGCCAUGAAUCAUGCUGAUUUUAUUAUCACCAGUACAUAUCAAGAGAUUGCUGGAACGAAGAAUACCGUUGGCCAGUAUGAGAGCCACUCUGCUUUCACUCUUCCAGGUCUUUAUCGAGUGGUUCAUGGCAUUGAUGUUUUUGAUCCAAAAUUCAAUAUUGUUUCUCCCGGGGCAGAUAUGUGCAUAUAUUUCCCAUAUUCUGAAAAGGAAAAGAGACUUACAGCACUGCAUGGUUCAAUAGAAGAAAUGUUGUAUAACCCUGAGCAAAAUGAUGUACACGUUGGUACAUUGAGUGAUCGGUCAAAGCCCAUAAUCUUUUCCAUGGCAAGGCUGGAUCGAGUUAAAAACAUGACUGGGUUGGUGGAGUGCUAUGGUAAAAGUACCAAGCUCAGGGAACUGGCAAACCUUGUUCUGAUAGCUGGUUACAUUGAUGUGAAUAAGUCCAAGGACAGAGAAGAAAUUGCAGAAAUUGAAAAGAUGCAUAACCUUAUCAAGGAGUACAAAUUGGAUGGUCAAUUUCGUUGGAUUGGAGCUCAAACAAAUCGAGCACGUAAUGGUGAGCUCUAUCGUUGUAUAGCUGACACAAAAGGUGUUUUUGUACAGCCUGCCUUUUAUGAAGCUUUUGGCCUUACUGUUGUGGAAGCCAUGACAUGUGGCCUACCGACAUUUGCCACUUGCCAUGGUGGUCCAGCAGAGAUAAUUGAGGAUGGGAUAUCAGGAUUUCAUAUUGAUCCAUAUCACCCUGAUCAGACUGCUGAAAUCCUUGUGAAUUUCUUUCAACAAUGCAAAGAGGACCCAAGCCACUGGAAUAAGAUUUCUGAUGCAGGUCUUAAAAGGAUCCAUGAAAGGUAUACAUGGAAUAUCUAUUCUGAAAGGCUAUUGACACUAGCUGGGGUAUAUGGUUUCUGGAAAUACGUCUCAAAACUUGAGAGGCGUGAGACCAGAAGAUAUCUUGAAAUGUUCUACAUUCUUAAAUUCCGUGAUUUGGUUAAAUCUGUGCCCUUGGCCGCUGAUGACUAACGCUGCUACUCAAGGAAGUGACUUCGCACUGUCUCGAUGUUAUGUAAGUAAAUCUAUGUUUUUAUUAAUAAAUAGCAUCUCCAAUGAGGUUGAAUGUUGAAGAUGCAUGUUGCUCCUGGUUAUGGAGCAUUUCCAUUGAUGUUUGGCCAUCAUGUUAUGUAAGCGAAGUCAUGUUCCUGGUUAAUGUGUGGAAGUUAUUGUGCCGUAACUGUAUUACCGGUUCAUCGUAAAUAUCUGAAUAAAAUUUUGGAUUAUGGACAUUAUGGUAUGGUAUGGGGCUUUCAUAAAAGCUGUUGUUCUUA